This is a messenger RNA of Alligator mississippiensis (American alligator), 9130 nucleotides long. RefSeq names its product solute carrier family 35 member F5 (gene SLC35F5). The coding region runs from base 103 to 1548 and encodes 481 amino acids. The record is from RefSeq and is a predicted model, not a curated record. Gene Ontology annotation, biological process: regulation of peptide transport. The transcript has 15 exons. Lineage: Eukaryota; Metazoa; Chordata; Crocodylia; Alligatoridae. Gene Ontology annotation, cellular component: membrane.
CCGGGGCCCCCACGUCAUCAGCCUGAGAGGAGGGCAACCUGCGGCCCGCACUUGACAGAUGUGAAAUGACACCGAACAUUUAUAGGAUCCACCUGGUUACAAAUGGUGUGGGUUUUUAUCAUGAAUCGCAUGAGCUCCCAGAGCAGUUCAUCCACUCAACGUAGGAGAAUGGCUCUCGGGAUUGUCAUACUUCUCCUUGUUGAUGUGAUAUGGGUUGCCUCCUCAGAGCUUACAUCGUAUGUUUUUGCCACGUACAACAAACCUUUUUUCAGUACCUUUGCAAAAACAUCCAUGUUUGUUCUAUACCUCUUGGGAUUUAUUGUUUGGAAACCAUGGAGGCAACAGUGCACACGUGGAUUUCGUGGAAGGCACACGGCUUUUUUUGCAGAUGCUGAAAGUUAUUUUGCUGCUUGUGCAACAGACAACACUGUAAAGAGUUCUUUGAGUGAACCUUUAUAUGUUCCUGUAAAGUUUCAUGAUUUGCCAAGUGAAAAAAGUGGCAGUACUAAUAGUGAUACUGAAAAAACUCCCAAAAAGCCUCGUGUAAGGUUCAGUAAUAUUAUGGAGAUUCGACAACUCCCAUCAAGCCAUGCAUUGGAAGCAAAGUUGUCUCGCAUGUCCUAUCCAACUGUAAAGGAGCAGGAAUCAAUAUUAAAAACUGUAGGGAAACUCACUGCAACUCAAGUAGCAAAAAUCAGCUUUUUCUUUUGCUUUGUGUGGUUCUUGGCAAAUUUCUGUUAUCAAGAAGCACUCUCAGACACACAAGUGGCCAUAGUCAAUAUCUUAUCUUCGACCUCUGGGCUUUUUACCUUAAUCUUAGCUGCUGUGUUUCCAAGUAACAGUGGAGACCGGUUCACCCUUUCCAAACUCCUAGCAGUUGUUUUAAGCAUUGGUGGUGCAGUACUUGUUAAUCUAUCUGGGUCUGACAAAUCUGCUGGAAGAGGUACAAUAGGUUCCCUUUGGUCUCUUAUAGGAGCAAUGCUAUAUGCUGUCUAUAUAGUUAUGAUAAAAAGAAAAAUAGACAGAGAAGACAAGCUCGAUAUACCAAUGUUCUUUGGUUUUGUAGGUCUGUUUAAUCUGCUGCUACUGUGGCCAGGAUUUUUCCUACUUCAUUAUACUGGAUUUGAGGCCUUUGAGUUUCCCAAUAAACUAGUAUGGAUGUGCAUUGUCAUUAAUGGCCUUAUUGGAACAGUUCUGUCAGAGUUCCUCUGGUUGUGGGGCUGCUUUCUUACCUCAUCACUGAUAGGCACCCUUGCGCUAAGCCUUACAAUACCUCUGUCUAUAAUAGCUGACAUGUGCAUGCGGAAGGUGCAGUUUUCCUGGUUAUUUUUUGCAGGGGCAAUCCCUGUAUUUUUUUCUUUUUUCAUUGCAACUCUGUUAUGCCAUUAUAACAACUGGGAUCCAGUGAUGGUGGGAAUUAGAAGGAUUUUUGCCUUCAUCUGUCGAAAGCAUCGAAUUCAGAGAACACCAGAGGAAAGUGAACAAUGUGAAAGUCUCAUCCCUAUGCAUAGUGUUUCUCAAGAGGAUGGAGAUAACUGUUGCUCAUAAACAAGAGUUUAAAGAUGGAAUGAUGAUCAGCGAAGAGACAAUCUCCUGGAAAACACCUAAGGAAUCAUUUUUCAGUGCCUAUUCUGAAUUUGUAGUGUAAAUGUUUCAGUUCUUUUGAAACUCAAAACCAUUUUUUCUUCAUACGUGCUUGUUUUCAUCCGUUUUAUAAAUGAACAACUUGAUUACAUGCAUAUCACCUAUGGCCGUAGAAAAUUCUAAUCCAUUUGAACAACCAGCCUGCCUUAGAGAACUCAACUGGUGAAAUUACUUGACAUAAUCAAGGAAGUGACUGCUGUUCUGGUGACAUUUUUUUUUUCUUUUUCCUUAAGCUUUCACAUUUUUGUUAAAUGCUGGACAAAUUAUUUUUAAAAAAAUACUUUUAAAGUGAAUCAUAAACAAAUCUGCAGGUUGUCAUUUCUUACAGGCUUUCAUAUGAAAAGCUAAAUGCAUAAGUUACCUGUAGUAGGUACGGAUUAACUUUUUUUUUAUGUUGUGCAAACCCUAUUUGAAUAUAAAUACAAGAAAAUAGAGAAAAUAUUUUAAUUUAUUGAAUAAAUGCAUUCUUUGCAAGUUAUUGGAGCAGGAUCUUUGUAAGGUUCUCAAACACUACAUGUAUUGUCUUAUCCUGUUUUAAGAAUACUUGUAACACAGUGGGUGCUCAUGUUUAAAAAUUUAUUAUGACCUAACAAACUGAAACUUUUAGUUUUAGUAUAAAAAGGUUAUCUAUUUAUCAUUACUAUAAGCAUAGUUGGUCAGGUACUUGAAGUCACUACUGCCACUGUCAGUGACAGAAUUCGGGGCUAGGUGGACUCUUGGCCUGACCCGGUAUGGCACUUAAUAUAUUCUUAUCUUCUAAAUGAAAGUUCAUAGUAUAGAAUCAAUCUAUUUUUAAAUGGCUUUAAUAGUCCAAAUUAUUUAAUAUUGAGAACUCUGAAUGAGCUUUCUAUUUCUGGAAAGCAUCCAGUAGACUUCUAAAUUUUGUAAUUACUGACUCCUCUCAACCACAAUCUGAUAAGUAAUUUAAAGUCAGAGAUGCCUAAUUUAAUAAUGAAAUUAUUGUGUAAUGGCUAUUUUUGUAUGGCUCAAGUCUUCCAACCUACUGCCACGCUGCUCUGUUUGUUGAAAUGUGAUAAAUGAAUUAAUGUUUUCAAUAGGACUGUAGAUUGUCAUUGCUGUAUUUAGAAAAGUAAAAUAGUACAACUUUUGCCAGUGGAUAUAAACCCUGGAAAGAAAUACUGAUGCUAUACAUUAAAAUUAAUAAAGUAUCUGGACUAGAUGAGAAGCCCAUAAGUAUAUGUCCAGUUGUUGACUGCUUCAGUUACCCAGCGUCUCCAAGCAGAAAGGAACUUGAAAUGCUAUUUUGGACUCUUAAUAGUUGACCUUCAGUAGAAUUGUGGCUGUUUGGCAAGAAAAGAAUUUUGAUAAGAGUAAAAAUGUUUUUAGGAAGCAUGACAAUUUCAGAGUAUGUGAGCUACAUACUUUCUGCAGGCUCAGACAAGCCAUUAAGACAUACUGGCUGUGGAAUACUAAUAGUUAUUUCCUUAAAUAAUGUUUUGAUCCUCCAUUGAGAUUUGGCUUUUAUCAAGCUAGCUUAGUUAAUGCCAACACUAAAUUAUGUUCUCCAUAGCAACUAGACAGGAAGAAUUGUGGCAUCUGCAGAGAUAAGCUUGGCAAGGCUAAUUUUGCUUUCAAACAGGUGUCUUGCAGUAUUUUAGGGAGAAUACUAAUGUUUGCUUUUCAGAUUGAUUACUGACCCAGAGUAGUAUUGAACUGUAGGUAUAACAGUCAACCAGAACCCAUAUUUAACUCUACAAGAUAUAAUUGAAAAUACAGUCAAUCAUCAAAUCCCUUCCUCGCUCCCUCCUCCCCCGGACACACACACAUCAAUAUUAAGUUGAGUAGAGAUGUACUUCGUUUUGGGAAAAAAAUAACAUUGAUGUGCAGAGGAAAAUCUCUCUCUCUGAGCACCCUAAAAAGGUUAAAAUAACACUGUGUGUUUAACCAAACAAUUCAAAUGCUGCCACCUCCUCACUGAUUCUUUUUCUUUAAAAUAAUAAAAUUAAUUGUUCUAGAAUUCUUAGUGCCGUUAUUUAAAAAAAGAAAAAGGAAAGAAAGAAAGGAAAAGUGUUAAAUACCUGAUGUGACUUCAUAAAUAUUUUGAUUGAGCUAUUGGGAGUGGUAUGUAAAAUAUAAAAUAAAUUAUUCCUGGAAGGCCUUAGGUUUUUUUAAACAAUGGUGCCCCUAAGUUACAAGAGCUAUACAUUACAGUAUUAAUUACUGAGGCUAUGUUAUGACAUGUUACAUCGCACCUGCAUUUAAUAGAAUGUGAUGAGACUUUUUCUAUAUCAACUUGUGAUUUUUAGUACAAGAACACCUUUUAUAAAUAUACUGUCUUGUUAGAAAUGUAAAUCUUGUAGCUUUCUAUAAUAGGUGCUUGGAAAAUGCACAAGAGAUUUAGCUUUGAAUCUCAGGUACCUCUGAUAUAGUGGUGACAGGCUGAAUAUUUUUUACAUGACAUGCAACUGGAAUCAGUUUCUUGUUACAGUAAUGUGAAAGAAUUCUCUUGUUUAAAUUUUGCAUCCUCAUUGUGUGCUGGCAUAACUGGACAAUGUUCUGUUUUACUUUAAUUGGAAUGUCUUGAUUCUGACUUAUUUCCUGUGGGAAGUGCAUACACUUAAUGGAUCCUAAUCUUCUAACUUUUGAACUGAGCAUUACUUUGAAUGCUAUUGCACACGUGAAGAGCAGUGAUUCCCAUAUAUGCCUACAUAAUAGAAAAAGAAUGCCACGUGUAUAAGCUCUGCCUAGCAAUUAACUAAUUUUUGUAACAUCCUUAUGAGGCAGCUAAAUAAUUAUCAUCUUUUCUAUACAUGAAGAUGUUUUUACAUAUGAGUUAUUUUCUAAAAUGUCACAAAAUGAGUCCUAGAAUUUAGGAGUCUGGUGAGAGUCUUGUGAUCUCUAUAAUACAGUGCUUUGCAAUCCAGUUUUUGUUACAUUCAGCUUGAUCCAUUAAAUACAGAAAAUUGCAUUAACUUCUUACUGCUUGUGUCUGCAGUGCAAAGCAGUUAAACACGUGUGAUCUCAAGCACCUGAGUAACCCCGAUGUAGUGUCACACACAUGAUUCAAUACUUCGCUGGACUGGUGUCUUCAGUGACCACAUCCUUUAAAAUGCCCAAGGGCAUUUUAAAGUGAAGGCUGAAAAUACAGUAUUGCACAUGUUGGGCAUGUGAUACUUGACACUGUGCUGCUUGUAUGCAUUGCAUGUAGCUGUAACUGUUUGCAUUGCAUACCUCUCUAACAUACCAGGCAAGAAAAGAGAGUCUGAUGAUUGAUUUUCCUUGCCUUAUGCCAUUGUAAUUGCCAUUCUGUCUUUUGCUUAUCCCAACUGUGCCUAGGUAUUGCUGUUUACUGUAGUAAUUGCUUUAAUUAAGGUGUCAGAGUGACGACUUUGUGACACCUGGCUCCAUAUUUAUAAUUUUUUGAAAGAAAAUGCUGAUUAUGUUGAAUUUUGCAAUUUUUGAUCCCUAUUUAAAAGAGACAUCUGUCUUGGAGAAACAAGUGAAUUGCAGUGAGCCUAUUUUAAGUUACAAGAAGAGAAAGGAUUAGAAAACUGGUUGGAUGCAAGGUGAAUUUAUGCAUGCAAAGUCUAAUUUAGCAUUGAAGUAGCCUCAGGAAGACAGACUCUUAACUGAUUUCUUAUUGCUUCAGUGACUCUAAAUAAAAUUAAAAGGCAGUAAGUUAAUGUUAGGAGUUAAGGUUUCUAGUGCAGUGCUGAGUGAUAGGACUACACUGUAUUCAUAUUUUUUAUCCCAGUGUAAACCCUUACGAUAUUACCAUUUUUUAAAAAAAGAUCUGUAUACCAUAAUAUAUGUUGCCUCUGCUAUUUGUUAGGUUGGGUGUUUUAUAUUUUACUGGGGAGGGGGAGUUGCAGCCAAAGCUUUAUCUCCUAAUAUUUCCUGGCAGGGUGUGGCAGGUGGAGUGUGGGAGUGUGUUCAGUUUCUCUUGCCUCCCAACUUUCUGCUGAAGUACCACUACUAGUUCUUUGUGCUGUAUAUAAAAUGUCUCAUGGCAUUAUCUCUAAGAGAAACGGAAAUGAUUUUCUACAGAGCACAAAGUGAUUACUUAUACCAAAUGGGGUGAUUUAAAAACAAAAUGGCAGUCAUUUGUAAGUUUCAUUCAGCUCUUUAAUAUCAUAGCUUUCAUAUUUAAUUUCCUUUCAGAAAAACAGCUGCAUACAUAGAUUUAUACUUCAUGUGGUUUAUCUGCAUGGUUGUACCUUACAUCAUCUGCACAGGAUAACAUAGCAGUUAAUAGGACCAUGCUGAUUUCCAACCUUCCCCCCCCAGCUACCUCUGUACCAGUGAUAAUAUAGUGAUGCUAAUAUUCAGGGUAUUCUAAUCUAACCUAAGACAUAACUGAAGCAGAAUCCCUGAUUCCGGAGUGGAGUGCUAGUAUCUAAGUACUAACACCAAUAUAUUCCUUAAUAUAAAUGAAAUUUUGCAAAGGACAGACCAUUCAGUAUUUUUUCUUAGCAGAGUUACUUCCUGAGCUAACUUAAGAUUUGAUCUAAAGCCUACUGAAGUUUUUAGGAGCCAUUCCAUGGCUAGUCAGACCUACUGGCUGCUGACACACAUUUGGUUAAAAGUGUGAUUGUCAGCUGGCUCUAGAGACUGACUGAGCCGGUUUGAUUCCCCCAGGGCCAGGCCCUGAUCAGCUGAUCAGUAACUAGCAGGGACCACACUGGAGGCCAUUAGAGCCCCAGUGUGGUCCACCUGGCCACACAUUCAUCUGCCAUUUGAAAUCAGCCACAAAUUUUAUUACACAUUUUUUUGUAAUAAAUUUUGUGGCUUUCUUUGCGUUUUGUUGUGCCAUUAAUCACCUGAAUUUGUGGCCAGGCAACACUAUAAGAUACAAUUAACUGGUCUUAAUCGCAUCUAAGUAACAUGGUCUAAGUAACUGAUUUAAGUAACGUCUGCCAAAGACGAACUGAAAGGCUAUCUCAAUCAUUUUGAUCUUUCUUUCUGUAUAGUAUUUCCACGUGCGGUUUACCUUUGGAAUAUUCUUUAUUAAAAUAUUGCAUGGUAUCAGUUAAUGGGACUUAAUGCAGUAAAAAAAAUCCAGUGAGCCUUUAAAAGCAAUCAUUUUCUUCUUCUCCAAAAAAGGUUUGUGUAGAAAGGCAACUAUUAGUUGUUCAUUUAUUAUCUUCCUUACAAUUGCUGUACUUCUUUCUGUGUUUUAAAAAAAAAUGAAUUUUUGUUUUAUAUUAUUGGUGGGUUUUGUUUGUUUUUUGUUUUGUUAUUUUUGUUGCUGUGCACCUUGAGCAUUUUGGCUGGGAAUGCUCCGCAAAGAUGUGAAUAUCCCACAGAGUAAAUAUGAUGCAGGGAUGUUUGUAUGGUUAUUGAUGCACAAUUUGAUGUUGUUCCGUUAUAAAAAUACCUAGUCCCAUGCUGAGGGCAGCUAGCCUAGCACUAAGUGUAUAAUAUGCAAAUCCCUACAUGCUCAUCAGUUACAGCCUAACAUUUUACAGCUCUUGACAAUAAACAUGGCCACUCUUCCCAAUUGCUCCAUCCUUUUUAUCACUGCCCUUAUAAACCUGAUGUAUUGUUUCAGAGGGAGAUUUGCCUUGCCUAAUGAGUAAUUGUUAAAAAAAUUAAAUGAUAAAAUUAUUUUUUCUCCUGUCUUCUACAUACAGAAAUAGAAGGGGGAAAAGGAAUCCAGUCUUACACCAGGCAAGGGGUUUCAUUUUUUUUUUUUUAAGGUAAAAAUAAGUUUUAAAAAUUCAUUGGACAGAUCACAACUUUGUCAAACAUCUUUUAGCUGCAAAAUGGUGAGAGGAGGAGAACUCAUUAAAACAACAGUUGUAAUUAGGAAUGCUUGCUGUUAACUUGGCAAUAACCGUAUCCUGGGUUAAUAGACCCCUCUCCAUUUGACAUUGGAAACUUAUUUAACACAGAAUGUGGGUACAAGUUCAGUGAAUGCUCUAGAGUUAACUGAGUAAUAAUGUUGAAAUCUGGCCUUUGAAUCUUAAUUGUUUAGUUGCAAAUUGUGAAAGGCUUGGAAGUACUUUGAUUAGACUAUGCACAUGCUAAGUAAUUUUGAUUCAGUUUUAAAGCGACCUGAUAGAUAAAACUGUGAUCCGAUUGCUGGUAAAUGUCCUGUGCAUUUAGGUUUAAAAGUCAAUACCAAAUUGGGAGAGGCAGUUUAAACAAACUUACAUUAAACAUAGUCACUUAAUCAACCUUUUGUUGACUUCCAUGUUGAACUUAAGGUAAAUCUGAUUUUAGCACUGGCUCGUGAUAGCCAAGUGAUUCCUGGUAGUGACUUUAGGUUUGAUAGCUUGAGGUAGAGAUGUAAAAGGUGAGCUUAUUUCCAAAACAUUUUUCUUUAGCCUUUUUUAUUUUUUUUAGUGAUAGGUGGCUAACUAACCUUUUCAAAUCUUUUAGAAUUUAAAGAUAAUCAAAACCCAUAAUUUUGAACUGGAAAUUUUUUGCUGCAGAUUAUGGCAUUAAAAUGUUGUAAUAAAAUUGAGCUCUCUGCAUCUUGAAAUGAUUUGAGAAGCAAGACUUAAAGCAGACAGCCACUCUUGAGUGUUGCAAAACCACUAGAUUGAAGUGAUGAAGAUACUGUGCAUUGUUUGUAUGAAGUGUUUAGAGGUUCCUAAUUAUUCAGAUGUUUCAAAAGCACAGAAGUUCUAGGUACACAUCUUCUAUGAAAUAUUUUUGUGUCAACAUAACUUUGUAACACACUUUCCUUAGUGAGACUAGAGCCUCAAUUGCUGGUCACUGAUGCAUAUUGCAUUUGCACUUAAAUAAAUCCUAGUUUCAAAGUGUUUUAAACCUUGAUCUAUUUUUGAUAAACAGAAAUGUAGCAUUUUUAUCUGAUUUCCAGUCAGUGAUGAAUAUAUGCAUGGAGAGAAAAAUAUUAUACUGACUUGACGCAGUGAUUUAAAACCAAGAAAGCAGCAGGAUGGCACUAGAAAUUGACAUAAAGAUGUAUGUCUCCUAUGGGAACUGUACCUCCAGUUCCUUGCUUGAUUACCAAAUUAUGCUCCCCAUUUAGUCCAGAUUCCAUGCUGGUGAAGCAGAGACUAGAUCCUUGCCUUUACUUUUUAUGAGUAAAUACUGGCUUUAACAGGGACUUCCUUUGUCUGUUGCUUCAUUUUCUGAGGGACAUCAGUUAAAUUAAAUAGCAUAGUGUUGUAUUUUUUAAACCACAAAAAUUAAAAUCAGAUUAAACAAUUAAUUAUUUUGGAAUUUGGAUGGUAUGAGUAGAGGUCUAAGAAGUAUAGGCAUAUAUUAGGAAUUUCAAACACUGCUUAUAUAUUUUUAAACAAUCAAAGUAUGUAUGAUUAUAUGAAAUAUAUAAUGAUGAAAAUGAGAAAAGAUUGUUGUGUUGACAGAUUUAAAUUGGAAUUUUUUAUAAUAUCCAAUACCAAAACCCUAUAAAAGGGCUAAUGAAAAGAAAAUAUUAUGUAUUCUAAUGAACAGCUUGUGUAAUACAAUUGGUGUGAUGUUUUUGUUCUGUAUUAUAUUUAUUGUAUGUCAGUAAAAAUAAAAAUUAUAUGUCUUGUUUCCUUAACAGAAA